Monosiga brevicollis MX1 is the source of this 770-nucleotide messenger RNA. RefSeq lists its product as uncharacterized. The transcript has 6 exons. Lineage: Eukaryota; Choanoflagellata; Craspedida; Salpingoecidae. Gene Ontology annotation, biological process: mitochondrial tRNA threonylcarbamoyladenosine modification. The record is from RefSeq and is a predicted model, not a curated record. Bases 1 to 693 code for a protein of 230 amino acids. Gene Ontology annotation, cellular component: mitochondrion.
AUGGCUGGGAGGUGUGGGCUGCUGAGGCGUCGGGCCGUCGGGUGCAGGGCACUUUGGAGCGCAAGGCAGAAAGUGUUGCUGAAGGAUGGACUCAACACCUCUCAGCGAGGGUUGGUCGUGCUGGGUAUUGAGAGCACUUUUGAUGACACAGCAAUUGGCAUCGUGAACCACCAACGGCAAAUACUUGCCGACGUCCGACGAACCCAGGACCAUUCCAACUGUGACUUUUCCUUUUCUGGGCUCAAGACCCGCGCCAUCAAUCUGUCGAGUGAGUACGCAAAACGGGAUGAGCUUCCUCUAUUGGCUGCCAGCUUUCAGCGAACGAUUGCUGACCAUCUCCUCGUUCGGUUGGAACGAGCACUGCGAUUCUGCGAUCAACAAGGACGCCGGCCUCGGCGCUUUGUGGCUGCAGGGGGCGUGCUCUGCAAUGCCUACAUUCGUCAAAGGCUGCACGCGUUUGCACGAUUUCACGACUUGCCUGUCGAGUUUCCUGCACCCCCACUUUGCGUGGACAAUGGUGUUAUGAUCGCGUGGGCGGGCCUCUUACACUUUCUCCGAGGCACGAGUUCUGUGGCCCGGGAUCCCCAAGCGUUGCGCUAUCAUCCCAAAUGGCCUAUCGGCCUGAAUAUGCGUGCGGCUGUUACGGCAGCCAAUAUCCAGCUUCGCGCCCGCGACGUGCUGCGCCAAUAUUAGCAGGCGAGAUGGCGCUCAAAAGCGUGAAGUGUGUAAAAUUUCGCAAGGCAAGGAAAGAUGUUAAUUUGAUCUGGUUG